Fopius arisanus is the source of this 2084-nucleotide messenger RNA. Its product is annotated as synaptic vesicle glycoprotein 2C. Gene Ontology annotation, cellular component: membrane. The record is from RefSeq and is a predicted model, not a curated record. NCBI's taxonomy places the organism in Eukaryota, Metazoa, Arthropoda, Insecta, Hymenoptera, Braconidae. Gene Ontology annotation, molecular function: transmembrane transporter activity. Gene Ontology annotation, biological process: transmembrane transport. The coding region runs from base 39 to 1631 and encodes 530 amino acids. The transcript has 9 exons.
CAGUUUCUACUUGCCAUUGAGACACAUUGACUGAUAAAAUGGUCAGUGAUUGCUCGAGGGAUGUAUCUAUUUUUACUGUUGAGGAGAAAUCGAAAUCGCGAGACCAGAAAACCGACUACGAGACGGCGAUAAAACUUUGUGGAUAUGGAAGAUUUCAUUAUGGUUUCGUUCUCGUUUGUGGAAUGAUGUUCCUGAGUGUUGCAUUUCAGAAUGGAGUCAAUGCUUAUAUUCUACCUUCAGCCGAAUGCGAUCUCAAACUAUCGUCAGAGCAGAAAGGUUUUCUCAACGUCGCCUUCCUCAUUGGUGGAGUUCUGAGUUCAGUCUUCUGGGGAGUCUCCGCCGAUGCUUAUGGCCGAAAAAAAAUUCUCGUAUGGACUCUGAUAAUUGACAGCAUCGUAACAUUAAUAUCAAGUUUUUCCCAAACGUUUCACGUUCUCGUUGCCUUCAGGGCAAUCAACGGUUUCACGAUCGGCGCACCAGGCUCACUAAUUUACACUUAUCUCGGAGAAUUUCACUCCUCGAAACACCGGGUCAAGAGUAUUUGCUACGUGGGAUUUUUCUGGACCCUCGCCUGGCUAUUACUACCAGGUCUAGCCUGGCUGAUAAUUCCCUUGAAGCUAAACCUCCACAUCCUAGGAUUUGCCUACAAUUCCUGGCAGCUAUUUCUCGCCCUCAUGGGUCUCCCAACUCUGCUGAUGGGUUUGAUCCUCAUAAACUACCCGGAAAGCCCAAAAUUUCUCCUAGCGAGAGGAAUAAAUCGAGAAGCCCUAGAGAUCAUGAGACAAAUGUUCUCCAUCAACACAGGAAAGGACAAGUCAGAUUACCCCGUGACAGAGCUCUGGGCAUCAUCGGAGGAGAUCCAAACCAAAAAUGUACGUUUCGAUGACGAAUUGAGUGCAGAUUCAUCCUCAACACUUCUAGUCAUCAUGAGGCUUUUGAAAAAUGCCUGGAUGCAGAUCCAGGCACUAUCAACACCUCCGCUAUCUACCUACGCCAUUCUCUGCUGGACUAUUUACUUCACAAACAUGUGUGGGUAUUACGGACUGGGCCUGUGGCUCCCAGAAUUGUUCAAUCGAUUUGAGAAUUUCUAUCGAUCCCAUCCAGACACACCAUCAGUCAGUGUCUGCCAAUUGGUUGCAAGAAACGAUACGAUAAAACCAGAAUUGCAGAAUUGUGAGGAAAUUGUUAUCGAUGAAAAUGUUUUUAUCAACACUCUAAUAGUCAAUGCUGUCUGCCUCCUGGGGAAUAUUAUCUCGGGAUUUUUUGCGGAUCGCGUGGGGCGACGUACACUCCCAGUUACCCUGACUAUAAUCGCCGGAGUGUCCGGUUUGACAAUAUACUUCACGAAGACAUCAACACAGAUUCUCAUAGUGGCCUGCAUCUACUCCCUGACGGUAUCAGCAGCUAAUAUAGUUAUCGGAAGUGUAACAGUUGACAUUUUUCCAACGUACGUUGGGGCACUUGCCAUUUGCAUGAUGACUUGCUUCGGCAGAGUCGGUGCCAUUGCCAGUAAUUUGGCAUUUGGAAUGUUAUUAGAUAUCAGCUGUGAAGUACCAAUUAUUCUGGUCGCAGGAAUCGUCUUGUCCGGAGCUGCCCUAACACUCAUGUUACCCCCUGCCACGAAAACCUGAUUACGAAGAAAAAAAAACAGCUCCUCUAGAAACCGAGGACAGCAAUCGAAAAUCGUCGCAAAUAAGUUCAACUGCUGAUUCUUCAUUGCAAUCAUCAAAGUACUUAGGGAUCAAUUAGUAGAUGGACGAAGCGAAUGCUUCAGACAUUUUUCAAAAGAUUCACAGCUCAGGAAUAGAUAAAGUCCAGUCUGGACUUGUCAAAAAAUAAAUUAACUCUCUUGUCUCUUCAAAAAAAUGAUUAUUCCAUUUGAAAAGAGUCUGAAGUGCCUCUUUUGUCCACUCAUCGUCUAUUUUCGAUACAAUGUUUUGGUGCCUCUAAAGACCCAAACAUUGACUCAUACCAAAUUCUUGUAAAGCCGUGACGCAUGAUAUUAUCGAAAUAUUCGGUUUCUAAUAAAAUUCGUAAUAAUAAAACCCUAAUCACUAGAAUAAAAUUGUCGAUUUCCUGAUAAA